Lotus japonicus is the source of this 2412-nucleotide messenger RNA. RefSeq lists its product as uncharacterized. Bases 1758 to 2348 code for a protein of 196 amino acids. The transcript is spliced from 4 exons. The record is from RefSeq and is a predicted model, not a curated record. NCBI's taxonomy places the organism in Eukaryota, Viridiplantae, Streptophyta, Magnoliopsida, Fabales, Fabaceae. Gene Ontology annotation, biological process: recombinational repair.
CGUAUGCAGCAGUUGAUCCAUUCUGGAAGAUACUUUCUUGGGAACAAGUGCCUGUUGUGGAGAGUCAAACCUCAAAAUCUAGUAGCAUGCCGCCAGAGAUUGAGGCCUUGAUUGCUCAUUUCAAUACCUUGGAUGAUGCAGGCCAAAGUAUGUUGAGAAGGAAGCUUAAAGAGCUUUAUUGUCCUCAAAUCAGUUCAUUGUGUCCUCCUGAAGUGAAGAUAAAGCACAAUCAAUCGUCCAAGGAGAGGAAAACCAAACCUCCCAGAGGUCAAUCAAUAGGAUCCACCCAGCGUGACCUUUCACAUUGGGAACUUGUUGACAAUCAGACCAAAGAACAAGAAGCGAAAGCUAGCAAGAGGAAACCUAGGCUCACCAAAACUCCUAAAACAUCUCCAACAUCGCAAGCUCCUAAGUCAAAGAACAAGAAGGCUAUGACGGCCACCGGCUCCAAAAUCUACUUACCGGAGUUGCCAUCUUUUUUAUGGCCAUAUAUACAUGAAGUGAUAGAUGUUGUCGGGGAUGGUAAUUGUGGAUACAGAGCCGUCGCUGCAUUGCUGGACCUUCAGAACGGUUAGGAUGGUUGGCCUCGGGUUAGGGAAGAGCUGAUUGUAGAACUCACACUCUAUGAGAAACACUAUACAUGCAUGUGGGGUUAUGAUGUGGUACAAGCCAUGCACAAUCGUCUCACUCUCCCUCCUGAUGGUAGAGCCACUAAAGCCAAAUGGAUGCAUCUACCGGAGAUGGGGUACCUUAUUGCUAACCGGUUUCGGGUGGUUUUCAUCUCCAUCUCUUUAAAAUCUAGUUACACUUACCUUCCGAUGAGAGGAGGCGCCCCACCGUUAGAACAUCCUGUCAUAGCUAUUGGUCAUGUGACCAAUCACUUUGUAUAGGUAUAUCCUCAAUUAAAUACUCUGCUUUUUUAUUAAUACACUCUCUUGUCACGUUAAACAAUUUAUAUUGAAAUAUAUCUAAUUUUACUAUUAUACUCUUAAAUGUAGCUGAAGUUGGUGUCUGGACAUCCUAUGUCGCCAAUUGCUCCCCAAUGGGAAUACAACGUUGAAGAACCCGAGUCCGAAUGGUGUAUACCGUAUAAAGAGCGUUUGGAUAGAUUUAUGGCCGAACACACUGUUUGGAUUGGUCCUCGUGUUAUUACCAACUUUGAUUUAACAGACAUAACAGAAGAUUGAUAAUAUGAUUCAUGUUUGUAAUGUUGUAACCAUGUCUGUAACCAUAUUAUUAGCAAGAAUAUUUUCCUACAUGUAUUAAGACAAUGCUCCAGUACUGUAACGAGGUCUGUUUGUCCCAUAUUAUUGUCACUGCAUUUUCACGUUUCUGUCUUUGUGACAGUAUCUGGUUUGAGAGAUCCGAAUCUUGAAGUUUCAUAUUAAUCUGGUUUUUCAACUCUCGGACGUCUUAAAAAGGGGGUGGUAAAUUUAAUUAUGACUCAGUCCGAAACUUAUAGUCCUGGAUUGAUCCGAAACUUAUAGUCCUGGAUCACCCUUACCAAGCAGCAGAAUGCAAUAAGACCAGACCAAAAGGCAUAUUCAUCAAUUACAAUCUCAACCACCAUCACUGCCUACACAACCAACUCUGACCACCAUUAAUAUUCACCACCAACCCCACCACCAACCCCAUUACUCAUUCAUCCUACACCAUAAAUCCCUUUACUUCCUAUAUUAGUCCCCUAUGCACCAAAGGCAUCCUACACCAUUAAAUUACUUCCCUUCUUCCCUUGUUGCAGGAAAUAACCAGAAGAAAUGGAACAAGAUCCACCAUCAACCUUCAUCCGCCCUUGCAAACGCCAAGACAACCUUUCCUCCAGCUCUCGUCCUCUCAUUCCCGGCCCAGCUGGCCCCGUCCAGGCCGCCAUGAUUCACCGCAGAUCCACCGACGACAAACCAAACAUUUCAACCCAACAAUUCGUUAGACAAGUCCUCCAAGACGGCCACGACACCGAUCCCGAUUUCCAAUCCAAUGCUUGGCUUUCAGCUCUGCAAUUAAACGGAUCUGCCACUCCUCUGGGCGCAAUCACUCACCAUCAUGAAAGAGUAGAUCACGUCAUCGGUGUUAUCAAAUCCUGCAAUCCCAAUGGGUUUGGAGAUGCAACAGUUACACUCAAGGACCCUACGGGCACUGUUGGCGCUAGUAUCCAUCACAAGGUCUUCACUGAAAGCGUAUUUGCGAAAGACAUAACUGUUGGAUCUGUUCUGCUUCUCCAAAAGGUCGCUGUGUUCUCUCCUAGAAAGUCUAAUUGUUAUCUGAAUAUAACCUUGUCCAAUGUAGUCAAGGUAUUUCCAAAGGACAGUGCACCUCCACCUGGAAGCUUCACAAACAUAACAAAAGAUUAAUAUUAGUUCUUUACUAAUUCUAUAUUAAGGACUAUUUGUGUAACUUUUGAAAUGCUGAACUUAG